AACAAAUUUCCUUUCUGUCAAUUUGGGAAUAUGCUUUCUCUCCAUUUACCAAAAAAGAAAAACAGGAAAAAAAAAAAAAAAAGGCGAGAAAAAGCUCUCUCUCCCCCCAUGCUAUAAGCAUCUGGACUGGACUGUUCGUCCCAAACCCAUUAUCUUAUCAAACGCCACCAAAAUGAAGCACACCAUUUCUUUACUCGUGCUUCAAAUUGCCUUUUCUUCCAUUUUUCUUCCGUUGGCUCUUGGAGACAAUACUUUGAUCCAAACAACCUGCAACAAGACACCUGAUUCCAAUCUAUGCACCAAGGUUCUCCAAUCUGACCCUCGAAGCUCCAGUGCCACAGAUGUCCAAGGGUUAGCGGUCAUAGCAACUGACAUACUAGCAAAAAAUGCCACAGUGACACUGCAACAGAUUACAUCCUUUUUUAAAACUGAUCCGCUGUACAAGAUGUGUUUUGAAUCAUACAUCACUGUCAAGAUUGACAUUCAGGUGAUUCUUGAGGGUGUUUCUAAAGGUAAUCCCAAGUUUGCCGAACAAAGUGCCUCAGAUGUUGUUACCAAGGCUGAUACUUGUGGGAAGAGCAUCCAAUCUUUGAAGUCAGAUGUUGGUGAUAAGAACAAGUUCGUGCAUGACUUGGCCCUUGUGGUUGCUGCUAUUGUUAGGCUAUUGCUUUGAUAGUUGUAAUUGUUAGUUAAUAAUUAAUAAAAAAUAGUUGAUGCA
Messenger RNA from Rubroshorea leprosula, 718 nucleotides. NCBI's taxonomy places the organism in Eukaryota, Viridiplantae, Streptophyta, Magnoliopsida, Malvales, Dipterocarpaceae. The record is from the annotation of a GenBank genome assembly.